This is a messenger RNA of Stylonychia lemnae, 2004 nucleotides long. The record is from the annotation of a GenBank genome assembly. NCBI's taxonomy places the organism in Eukaryota, Ciliophora, Spirotrichea, Sporadotrichida, Oxytrichidae.
AUGUACGAUCGGAUGUAACUUCAGGUAAUAGCUGAUGAAAGACACAAGAAAAGGUAGGAGGAUAUACAAUAUGUAAGCAAAAAAAUUCUCAAAAAGGCUAAAUUAUCAAAAAGCAAAGAAGACAUGAUUCUUAACUUAACUUUAUCAGAAUUGCAAUUGAAAUUGCUCGAGUAAUUAAUAUCAUCCGAUAACCCACUAGAGGAAAAUCUAGAAGUUCUCACAAUAGAAGAUGUUAUAUUGGUUUAUCUCAAGUAAAUAAUUGAGAAUGCUAAGUACAAUAUCUUUGGAGAGCAAAAUUUUAAGCUCACUCUUGAAUAAUCAAAAUGGCUUAAUAAAUGUAUAUAAGAAAUGAUCCAAUUUGCUAGAGAAAUAGAAUAGAAGAGUAAAGGGAUCAUUCAAAAUAUGUAACAGAAUGAAUCUGUAAAAUAAACUUAGAUUUCAUAAAGCAAUUAGAAUCAGAUUUAAUUUGAUAUUCAAGAAGAAGAAGAGAAGUAAGAAGAAGUUAAAAUUGAAGAGGAAGAUGUCGCACCUCAGUCGUUAAUGACAGUUAGAGAGGUGGAUGAUGUAAAAGAAUUAAAGUAAAAAUCACCUUUCUAACAGAUCUUGAAUGAAAAAAGCUUACUAGGAUUAAUUGUGGCUGUUUCUGAUUUUAUUCAGGUAAAAGGAUUCCAAUCUAAUUAUGGGGUUGUAUAAAGCUCUUUUUAUCAGAAUACUGAUGAUAGUCUCCUCAGUGAAUAUUUAUAAAAGCAAGGUGCAUUAAUUUUGUUAAAGUCUAAUAUUUCCCAAGGCUGUAUACCAAUGAUGGAUGCACAUAAUAAACUUUGGAAUUAGUCAGUUAAUCCAUGGGAUUAAAUUAGAAUAUGUGGUUCAUCGACUGAAGCAUCACUUAUUGCUACUAAGCAAGUUAAUUUUGCUAUUAGUGUAGAUUUUCUAGGAGAGUAAAAGGUAAAUUGCAUGUUUAAUGGAGUUAAUUGCUUUUCUCCUUCUCCAUCUAGAUUCCCAAUAGAAUCAAUAAACAAAAAUUAGCAGUAAGUGAGAUCUAAAGUGACUGGAUUCUAAAAUUCAUUUAUUUAAGAGAGAGUUUGUUUUAUAUCUAAGAAGACUGAAGAUAUCAGGCAAGUUUUAGAUGUACUAUUUCAAGAUAAUUACCUUAAUAAAGUAUACGAUUAAUCCCCACACGUACUUAGGAUCCCCUUAAAUAAUGAUAUUUAUUAUGGAGAAAGACCUCUUAAGCUGCUAUAUCUUGACACUUAAUCUUUUAUCGAUACUUGUCCUUCUAUUAAGAGAGCUAUUCUGACAUCAUAUGGACAUCUUGCAAGUCUAGGUUACCAACUUGAAAAAAUUCAAGGAGACUUACCACAUUUUGAUGAAAUAUUCAAGAUAAUUAUGAGACUACAAAUGAAUUUGUCAUUUAAGCAAAACAAGAUAGUCAAGUAAUGCGAAUAAAAUGACUAGUUCAUUUAUUUGAAGGAACUUCUGAAUGGAACUUAUAGAUUUGGAAGAAAAAUGAUCAAGCUAAAAAUAGGCUAAGCACAUAAAUCAUAUUUUGAGUUAAAAAAUUGCUUUAUCGAAUAUAAAUUAGCUUCUGAACUUUAAGCCGAUCUAAGUAAGUUAGAAGAACUGAAAUAAGAGGCUCAGGCUUUUCUUAAAUAGAGAUAUAAUGCAGAUUUAAUCCUUUGUCCUGUUUAUCCAACAGUCGCUCCACAUAUUGACGAUUUUGGUUUUGACUAUAUUAGAGGUUAUGCCUAUUCAACAUAUUGGAAUGCAUUGGACAUGCCUAGUGGAGUAAUUACCUAGACUCUUGUAAAUAAUGACGAAACUGAUUAUAAAGAUCAUUAGCGUAACUUAUUUGAAAUGAGCUAUUAAAAGUCAAUGAAAAAUUCAAGUGGACUGCCAAUUAGCAUUUAAUUAGUCGGCAAUAAGAAUCAAGACGAAGUUGUUUUGAGAGUAAUGAGAGAGUUGCAAGAUAAAUCUAAAUUCAAGUUACCAAAUAAGUUUGAUUGA